UCCCCUGCCCAGGGCCUCCCCAUAUUUAUACGUUCUGCUGACCUGUGGAAAAAAGACUUCCCCUCGGAGCAGAUGCCUCAUCUCGUGUCUCACGCCAAAUGCGGAAAAUGGCGACAGACAAAGAAAGGCGGAGAGGCAGCAGAGGGACGGAAUCGUUCCACGAAAGACGGGCUUGCCGUGAAGGUCCCGGGGAAGAUGUCCUAGCCGAAGAUGUCCUAGCCGAUGAUGUCAGUGAAAAGACCGUUUUCAGUCGGCUGCGGGGUAUCGUGUGUUGAACGUGUGGAGUGGCAGCGACAACGACAACACUCUGCGGUAUGGCUUUGGACAUGUUUUAGCAGCGAC
Molecule: messenger RNA, 342 nt
Organism: Pichia membranifaciens NRRL Y-2026
Lineage: Eukaryota; Fungi; Ascomycota; Pichiomycetes; Pichiales; Pichiaceae
Exons: 1
Coding region: 99-275 (58 amino acids)
Source: RefSeq, a predicted model, not a curated record